Messenger RNA from Drechmeria coniospora, 2181 nucleotides. RefSeq names its product Exocyst complex component Sec15. The coding region runs from base 1 to 2181 and encodes 726 amino acids. The record is from RefSeq and is a predicted model, not a curated record. NCBI's taxonomy places the organism in Eukaryota, Fungi, Ascomycota, Sordariomycetes, Hypocreales, Ophiocordycipitaceae. Gene Ontology annotation, cellular component: exocyst; membrane. Gene Ontology annotation, biological process: Golgi to plasma membrane transport; exocytosis; intracellular protein transport. The transcript is spliced from 9 exons.
AUGUGGAAUAUUCCACUGACAUUUAGCAUGUUGCAGAUAAUACUCUCCUCAACCGAAAACGAGUUCCUUGACCACCUUAUUCCUGUUCUCAAAGAUGCGUCUAGUUCGAGAAGGACACCAACACUAGUUCAAAACCUCGCUCGCUACUCUGAGAGUUGUGAAGCUGAUGUAGAACGCAUUGGUUUGACUAGACACGAGGAGUUCCUUGAUUCUGUUAGCAAGCUGCAACAUGUCCGUGAAGAAACUGUGUCAUUAACAGCCGAGAUUCUCAAACUCAACCAAUCGAUUCAGGCCAGCACAGAGAAGCUUGCGGAGCAGAAAGGCGCUUUGGUCAACACGGCAGUCAUUCGUCAACACAUCGCUGACGCAAUAAAUGCUCUUAAAGACUCGCUAAAGGUGCUCUAUGCAGUCAACCAUGCCCACGACCUUGUGCGCCGCAAAAAAUACUAUUCAGCACUGAAAUCGCUUGAUGACCUCCAGAAUGAGCAUCUUGUGCCGAUCCUGCAAAAUCGGUAUGCCACCCAGCACCGUCUGGCCGAUGUUGUUCAGCAGUCCAUUCCUGGUUCUCGGAAGGCCAUCUCUGAAGCUGUAAUGACGGACUUGAAUACCUGGCUUUUUCGCAUUCGGGAAACAUCACAGUUCUUGGGGGAAGUUGCAUUCUAUCACACUGAACUGCGAAGAUCUCGGCAGAGGAAGCGGGUCGAGGACGAUCAAUUUCUCUCCAACUUCAAACUCAACUCCUCAAUCGAGCUUGUAUGUGAUGAAAGCGAAGAAUUCGACGUUUUAGAUAACGAAGAGCUCCAAGUCGAUUUUACGCCGCUCUUUGAGGCCAUGCACAUUCACGAUGCGCUAGGCCAAAGUGACCGGUUUCGGUCCGAGUACGCUGCCACCCGACGGCAGCAAAAGGACCUUCUUCUCCCAAAUUCCAUCGAGCUCUUGGCCGAUGAUGAGUCUUCAUUGAGCAGUCUGCUUGAAGGAAUCGCCGGCUUCGCAAUCAUUGAAAAGGCAACAAUGAGGCGCUUGCCACAUUUACGAUCUACUGUUGAUGUCGAAGAGCUCUGGGAGUCCAUGUGUAGUUCAGCAAUCAACUUGACGUCCAGGGCCCUGAAUGAAGUUAGCAGCGCCGAGGUUUUGUUGAAAAUUAAAGGGUUUGUUGCACUGUUCAUUCAGACCAUGGAGCGCUGGGGUUAUUCGAUUUUGAGCCUUGAUUCAUUCCUCCUCACAUUGUUCGACAAGUAUGCCCAACUGCUCAAACGUCGAUUCAGCGAAGACUUUCAAGAAAUUGUGUCGACUGAUGAUUACAUGCCAAUGGCCAUCAACUCUCUCGAAGAAUAUGAGAAAUUCUACUUCUUUUCGGACGACCACUUCCAGCAUUCAGACGUCAUUGAUGAGACCUUGAGAAAGUCUCUAGACGAGCUUUUGACAGAAAAAGUCUGCAAGUCAUUGGUUGAGCGUCUUAGUUCCCAGUAUCUUGGUCAGAUUGUUCAAAUUCUCAUCAAUCUCGAGCAUUUCGAGACAGCAUGUCAAGAACUGGAACAGUUGUUGAUUAGAGCAAGGUCAUCCACAUCGGCUGGUGGGCCACUAAAACUCAAUGCGACCGAGGAGUUCCGUAACAACAAAAAGACUGCCGAGAAACGUAUUUUUGAGCUGGUCAAUAGUAAGAUCGACGACCUCGUGGACACGGCUGAAUACGACUGGCUGCCAACAUCGGUAAUAUCAGAACCGAGCAGCUAUAUGCAAACUUUAACUCAGUAUCUUUCUAACAUCAUGAAUUCAACGUUGCUGGGGUUGCCACGGGAGAUCAAGGAGCUGAUCUACUUUGAUGCACUAAGCCAUGCAGCAAACAAGAUUCUGGCGCUUCCAUUGUCCCCUGAGGUGAAACACAUCAACGCUCAUGGCGUCUCUGCGCUCGCUCAAGACGUGCAAUACUUGACAGAAUUUGUGAGUAGUCUUGAGAACGGUCAGAUGUUGAGAGAGAACCUGGAUGAGCUCCAACAAACCAUCAACCUCAUGCAAUCGGAAAAUCAUGAUGAGUUCUUCGAUAUUUCCAUCCGUAACAAAAAGUACGGGCGUGUGGAUGCUAUUAACGGGCCUACUCUUUUGGAGAAACUUACCCCUGUAGCUCAGGGGCGCAGUGCACCAUUGUCCAACCUCUCGUCGCGCUUUGCCAUGAUGAAGUGA